AUGGAUCCAACUAUCAAUGGAGUCCCUGAUUACACGAAUGGUUUCAAUAUUGAUGCCGAGCCCUUCUUACCCAAUUCAACUCAAUUCCCAAAUCUCAUAAAUGAAUACCAAUUUAACCAGCUCUCUCCGGAUCUUAACUUUUUGGAUAAUCAUUUUUCACUUCCAUCACCUGAUUUAGAACCUGGUAAUUUUGUUCCUUCAAUUAGUGUGAGCUCAGAUGGGGAGUCAUUUGUUCCAUCAACUAGUUUGAGUCCAGAUGGAGUCUCAUUUGCUCCUCCCAUGACUACAGUGAGCCCCGGAGGAGACUCUUCCUCUGAUGACAAUGACUACUCUGAAACUGUUUUCAAGUUCAUAAACCAGAUUCUUAUGGAAGAGAACAUAGAGAAAAAACCCUGCAUGUUCUAUGAUCCAUUGGGUCUUCGUGUGACUGAGAAAUCAUUCUAUGAUGCUCUUGGUCAAAAGUACCCUUCUUCACCUAAUCAGCAACCCCUUUAUAUUGAUCAAAAUGUUGAGAGUCCCGAUGGUAAUUUUUCUGGAAACUGUAGUGAUUGUAGUGGUAGUAAUAGUAAUAGUAGUGCUAGUCCUGGUACAAGCAACUCGGUUGAUCCUCCAUGGCUUGGCGAUCCGGUAGACCAAAAACCCUUUUUGUCACAAACUUCCCUUCCCAAUGACCACACUUUCCAGUUUAAUUCACAUCCCAAUUCACAGUUGUCUGUUCCUCUGACAAAUGACCUGACUAGUGUUGGAGACGAGCUGCAUGUUGACAAUGCACUGCAGGGCUCUUCUGUAAAUGAGUUUCUGGCUCAGAAUAUAUUUACAGAUAGUGAAUCUAUCUUGCAGUUCAAUAGAGGGUUAGAGGAAGCUAGUAAGUUCCUUCCAAAAGAUAAUCAGUUGGUUAUUAAUCUGGAAAGCAACACAACGUAUCCAAAAGUGAAACGACAUGCUCCGACAGUUAUUGUCAAGAAGGAAAAGAGUGAGAGGAAGAAGGAAAAGAGUGAGAGGAAGAACUCACCUAAUGGGUCAUGGGGAAGGAAGAAUCAUGAGAGGGGAGAUGUUGCCCCUGAAGAAGAGAGGAGUAGCAAGCAGUCUGCAGUUUAUAUACAAGAGAGUGAAUUAUCUGAGAUGUUUGACAGGGUGUUGCUUUGCACGGGAGGAAAUAAUGAGUCUCCAUGUGACAAUGUUGCUCUUCAGAAUGAAGCAAGCCAGGCUUUGCAGCCAAGUGGACAUCCACAAGAGUCUAAUGGUAAUGGUGGGAAAGCUCGUGCUAAGAAACAGGGAAAGAAGAAGGAAACUGUCGAUUUAAGGAAUCUCCUGAUCUUAUGUGCACAGGCUGUAUCUAGCAAUGAUUUUAGGACCACUAGUGAACUACUAAAGCAGGUUAGGCAGCACUCUUCUCCUGAUGGUGAUGGAUCUCAAAGGUUGGCUCACUUUUUCGCAAAUGCUCUUGAGGCUCGUAUGGCUGGCACUGACACUGGAACACGGAUGUUUUAUGUUUCCCUUGCUUCCAAAAGGAUAUCAGUGGUUGAUACUUUGAAAGCUUACCAAGUUCAUCUUUCAGCUUGCCCUUUCAAGAGAAUAUCAAUUUUCUUCAAAAACAAGAUGAUUUUGAAGAUGGCUGAGAAAGCAACAACCCUUCAUAUUGUGGAUUUUGGUAUCCUCUAUGGUUUUCAGUGGCCAAUGCUUAUCCAUCAUCUUUCGAAGAGACCUGGUGGACCUCCCAAGCUCCGCAUAACGGGGAUAGAGGUUCCCCAACCUGGGUUUCGUCCAGCAGAUUGGAUUGAAGAGACUGGACGCCGCCUGGCAAAAUAUUCAUCACAGAAUUGGGAAUCUAUCAAACUAGAGGAUCUCAAGACUGAAAGGAAUGAGGUGCUUGCAGUGAAUUGUAUGUUACGCUUCAAGAACCUACUUGAUGAGACAGUUGAAGUGAACUGUCCAAGGGAUUCCGUUCUAAAACUAAUCAGAAGGAUGAAACCAGAUAUUUUUGUCCAUACCAUUGUCAAUGGUUCCUACAAUGCCCCUUUCUUUGUCACUCGAUUUCGGGAGGCUCUCUUCCACUUCUCUGCCCUGUAUGACGCGUUUGAUAUUAAUAUAGCCCGUGACAAUGAAGAGAGGUUGAUGUUUGAGAGAGAGUUUUAUGGCCGGGAGGCUAUGAAUGUAAUAGCAUGUGAGGGCUUAGAAAGGGUUGAGAGGCCUGAGACAUACAAGCAGUGGCAGCUUCGUUGUACAAGGGCUGGUUUGCGGCCGCUGCCAUUGGACCAAGAUAUGCUGAAGAUCUUUAAGGAUAAGGUGAGGGCAUGGUACCACAAAGAUUUUGUAAUUGAUCAAGACAGUGAUUGGAUGCUUCAAGGAUGGAAGGGUCGAAUUGUCUAUGCUUCUUCUUGUUGGGUUCCAGCAUAG
Molecule: messenger RNA, 2397 nt
Organism: Prunus armeniaca (apricot)
Lineage: Eukaryota; Viridiplantae; Streptophyta; Magnoliopsida; Rosales; Rosaceae
Source: the annotation of a GenBank genome assembly